This is a messenger RNA of Seminavis robusta, 3058 nucleotides long. Lineage: Eukaryota; Bacillariophyta; Bacillariophyceae; Naviculales; Naviculaceae. The record is from the annotation of a GenBank genome assembly.
CAAACCGAUGUCGACCAAUAACUGAAACGAAUAGAAUAAGAUGCGACAACAACAAAAGAAAAGAACCAUACGCGAGACCAUGGCGCUUUCGCUGCGUUCUCCUACGCAUCAUCAGAAAAAGAGUGUCGUGUGGUGGAACCAUGUCGUUCGAUGCUGUGUGGGAGCACGACGAUGCGCCGCCACCAGCUUGCCUCGCAUCAUUCUCUUUGCCAUUUUUCUGCACGUCUUUUUCACAGCCUUGUUGGUAGCCCGACUCGGUGACAUGAAUGAUCUACGAAAUCGACCGUACAUCCCCUAUCGCGAAAAGGAUCCGGAACGUGUGGAAAUUCCUCGUAUCAAGGCGCGUGGUCAUCGGCGGGCUUACAAUAAUAAUCAGCAAGAGUCCGUUCCUUCGUCGUCAUCAGCACUGCGAAAAACCGCCACACUUAGCCACGAACAAGGAGAUCCGAGUCUCUCGACUUUCAACGAUCCUCUCUUGACCGAAGUCGAUGACUUGUACGUGGAACACUUGCAGAAUAUUAGUCAGCACAUUCAGCACAAACUGAACGGUGCCACCAAGGUCAUGUCCUGUCGAUGGCGCAACAAUCCAAACGACCUGUACGCCAAGCAAGAUUGUCACUAUCACAUGACGCAACAACAACAACGAUUCCAAGGACAUCGAGGACGAGUCGUUCUAUUCAAUCCACUCGAACAAGAACGAGUGCUCUGCGAUGGAAGUCGCAUUGCCCCCGCCAGUAUCCGCGUCAUUGGGCGGCACGAUCUCAACUGUUCCGAUCCACCACGAUUGUAUCCCAUCGUCCCGACCAUGGAGGCCAUGGCCGACAUGGAACCCAUGGAAGUGCGAUUCCGACCCGUCGGACGAGCUCAGAUGAAACAGUUUCCCUGUGAUGUUCCCUGUAUCAGUGACGACAAUCCAGGCGUCGUCAUGACAAGAUUCGUACGAACAACACCCUUUGCGGUCGAGUUUUCCAUGGAGGGGCCGCAGUACUACCAGCAACUGCGAAUCAAUCCAAAAGCACAUCGAUACCACAAAUACUACUCGACAACUUCCUUAAAGUCUGAAGUGCCAUUGCCGUACUUUAGUUGGAAAGAAUAUGGAAACAGCAUUCAAGGCACCUCUGUCCAGUACGAUCAAGCCAUCAAGGGAGCGGUCUUUUUGGCGCGAAACUGCAAUAGCCGAAACAAUCGAGAGGCGCUUGUCAAAGCAUUGAUCGAGUCCGAGUUUCGGGUCGACUCUGUCUCGUCGUGUUUGAAAAACAGCGACCCUCCCGAUGGACUCACGGAAAAGGUGGACAUUAUGGGACGAUACUUGUUUGCGCUCGCAUUCGAGAAUCAAUGCGAAGAUGAUUACGUUUCUGAAAAGCUAUGGGGGACACUUCAGUCAGGAUCAGUCCCAAUUUACUACGGUGCUCCGAACGUGGGCGAACAUGUCCCGCCUCAUUCCGUCAUCAAUGCCAACGCCUUCAAUUCGUCCGAUGCGCUUGCAGAGUAUUUGCACGAGGUAGCCAACAACAAAACACUUUACGAAUCCUAUCACGCAUGGAGGACACAACCACUUCCGGAAGCCUUUGUGCGAAAAUUCAACUUUACCCAUUCACAUUCGACUUGUAGAACCUGCAGGUGGGCAUUUGCCAAGAAGUAUGGGCUUGGUUGGAACCACCAAGCUCAGAUGGUCGAGCAACUGUACAUUCAGAGAAAAACAUGCCACGAUGAUCAGGGGAUGCUCACCCAUCCCUUUCACGAAACAUGGCUGCGCGGAGGUGACAAACGUGUGCUGCUAAAAUCGAACAACGGAAAACAAUCCACAUGCCACUUUGGCUUGACCAGUUUCACGACAAACAUCCUAAUGGACACCCUCAAUUUGCGUCGCACUGUUCGUUCCCAAGACGGCGUGACGGAUAUCCUUCUGGAAAGCAUACACAACAAUCCACAAUCGCGUCAAGAUGCCUUGUCGUCUGACAGCAGCAUUAUUCUGAGGAUGAGCACCAGAAUUUCCACGGAUCUUGGAUCCAAAGGUGCUCUAACGACGCUGUCGGAACGCCACUAUCGCUUCCAGGACGAUACAAGUAGAAUCACUAUCCUGACCUCACGGGACACGAACAUUUCCAUUCAGGGAGAAGGAAUCUUGGACGUCCAAAUCCCGCACGUCGAUGACAUCAUUGAAAUUCGUACAAUAGUGGAGAACAUCGAUACAUCAUACAAUGACACGAGCAAUCGCACGAACUACUUUGGGCAAGUCAUGACGGAAGAUUUUCUGAAUCCACUGGAGAAGUUUGUUGUUUGGGGAAGUCCCCCAAACCUUUCUGAAUGGGUAGGGCACGAGUUGACCGACGUCGGUAUCAUUAGUGCAGCAGAUGACGACGACGCUACGCCCGACGACGAUGAAGCUAAGAACGAAAGAGAUUUUCACGAAGAAAGCAUAAAACUGGAGGUCCAAGCUUUGAAAGCUCAGUUGGCCCUGACGAAAAAUAGCGAAAGGAAGCAAGAAGACAACAAGAAGGUAUUAUCGGGAAUAAAGAAUCUGAUCGCUUCUGGCGUCAUAAAGGUUCACGAUGUUGGCGAGGAUGAAACGCCAGAGUCGGAGUUUAAUAAGCACUUAUCUCGAUUGAAAGCAGACUCGAGGCUCCAUGAUCACGACGGCACGAGAUCGAAGAAAGAGAAACGACUGCCGCGUGAAAGCUUGACCCCAAAGCAAGAGAUGAUGGCCCAAGUUCGACAAAGAUUCAAGGAUCGGCAGCAGGAAGCCCCCCUCCAAUUUGCUCUACCUAGGAUGCGGGAAGCAUACGAGGCACAUCUGCAACAGCAACGGCAACUGGAGCUGGAACAGCAACAGCAACUGGAACAGCAACACGACCUGUUGUAGGCUCUCAUGGCACAAAGUCAAGAUUACUUCACGCCCGGGGUUCUGAGAUUUCAGCGGGAAGGCCGCUGCUGAAGCUCAGCUCAUUCACACGCACUGCAUAAACCAGCUGUAUUCACGAUCAAUCUACACUGUUCCACUCUAAUUUCAUAUCAUCCUGUUUCCAUUUUAUUAAGGAAUAACGAUAUUCUACAUACU